Messenger RNA from Impatiens glandulifera, 2064 nucleotides. Its product is annotated as probable galacturonosyltransferase 9. The coding region runs from base 190 to 1827 and encodes 545 amino acids. Gene Ontology annotation, molecular function: polygalacturonate 4-alpha-galacturonosyltransferase activity. The transcript has 5 exons. Lineage: Eukaryota; Viridiplantae; Streptophyta; Magnoliopsida; Ericales; Balsaminaceae. The record is from RefSeq and is a predicted model, not a curated record.
CGCAGGACGCUUUCACUACUCUCACUUCUUCUUCCGGUGUCUCAGAUCUUCGCAUUGGGGGUUUUCCGACUACAAUUCCGACGUCAAGGUUCACCGGCGUAUCUCUAUCUCUACAACAUCAUCAAUUAUCUAAACGGAUCGACCCCCAAUUCAAUUUCAUCGAGGUCACGCUCAGAUCCGUCCAACUCAAUGGCGGUUGCAGCCCGCGGCGGCCGCAGCGGCGGUCUCCGCAACUUCUUCUCAUACCGGAUCUUCAUCUCCGCCAUGUUCACUCUCCUCUUCCUCGCUACUCUUUCAGUAUUGUUUACCUCACACCCUCCUUCCGAUCACGAUUCUGUUAUACCCACAACUGGUAAUGCGUAUGUGCAGAGGACAUUUUUAGCAUUGCAGUCAGAUCCUUUGAAGACUAGGUUAGAUUUAAUUUACAAACAAGCAAACGAUCAUAUUGCCCUUGUGAAUGCAUACGGUGCCUAUGCAAGGAAGCUCAAGCUUGAGAUCUCAAGACAGCUUCGUAUGUUUGAAGACUUGGCUAAGAACUUCGUGGAUCUUCCUUUGAAGCAGAAUUAUCGCAAAUCGUUGUUGGAACCGGAAGGGCCUGUGGAUGAGGAUGUUUUGCGACAGUUUGAGAAAGAGGUGAAGGAUAAGAUGAAAACUGCUAGGUUGAUGAUUCUUGAAUCGAAAGAAUCUUAUGAUAAUCAGUUGAAGAUCCAGAAGCUUAAAGACACCAUAUUUUCUGUUAAUGAGUUAUUAGUUAAGGCAAAGAAGAACGGUGCUUUUGCUCACUUAAUUGCUUCCAAGUCGACCCCAAAAAGCUUACACUGUCUCUCUAUGAAACUCAUGGAAGAAAGAAUUGCACAACCAGAUAAGUACAAAGAUGAUAAACCGGCAGCUGAGUUUGAGGAUCCUACUUUAUACCAUUAUGCAAUAUUUUCCGAUAAUGUGAUUGCAGUUUCUGUGGUGGUGAAUUCAGUGAUUAAGAAUGCAGUUGAUCCAUCCAAACAUGUAUUCCAUGUUGUCACAGAUAGGAUGAUUCUUGCAGCAAUGAAAGUCUGGUUUAAGAGAAGGCCUGUCGAAAAGGGUGCACAUAUUGAGAUAAAAGCUGUUGAAAAUUUCCCAUUUUUGAACCCUAGUUAUGUACCAGUAUUACGACAGGUUGAACAUGCCAGCAAGGCAGAAAACUCCUCUAAGGAUGCAAAUACAAUGAAAUUUACGGGUCCAAAGUAUUUAUCAAUGUUGCAUCACCUCCGGUUUUACUUGCCACAGAUGUACCCAAAUCUUCCCCGCAUUCUGUUCUUGGAGGAUGAUGUCGUGGUUCAGAAGGAUUUAACAGCAUUGUGGAAGAUCGAUAUGGAUGGGAAGGUGAAUGGUGCUGUGGAGUCUUGUUUUGGGUCCUUUCAUCGAUACAAGCAGUAUUUGAAUUUCUCCCACCCUCUUAUUAGACAGAAGUUUAACCCGAGGGCUUGCGCAUGGGCUUUCGGGGUGAACAUGUUUGAUCUCGAUACUUGGAGGAGUGAAAAACUGACUGAACAAUAUCAUUAUUGGCAAAAUCAGAAUGAAGACCAGACUCUAUGGAAAUCAGAGACAUUGGCAGCAGGUCUGGUUACAUUCUACUCAACAACAAAAUCAUUGGACAAAUCAUGGCAUGUAAUGGGACUUGGGUAUAAUCCAAGUGUUAGCAUGGACGAGAUUACGAAUGCAGCUGUAAUCCACUACAAUGGGAACAUGAAACCGUGGCUAGACAUUGCUCUGAACCAGUACAAGAAUCUCUGGACCAAAUACGUUGACUAUGAAAUGGAAUUCGUGCAGAUGUGCAAUUUUGGUCUUUAGACCAAAAACCUUUGGGCGAAGCUCUGUGUUAGUUCUAUCACUAUUUGGCUCCUUUAAUCGGGUCUAUAUGCUGGUUGUAGACUGAGAUAUUCGCGUCGUAUGGAAGUGGGAUUUAUCUCUCUUUCUUUUUUGUUAUACCCUUCAUUCCACAAAAUUUGUAGAUUGUUUCAAACAUUUUUUUCCAUUGGUAAAGAAGUUUGUCUGAUGGUAGUUAUAAUCUUAAUUUUUUUAAAGACA